This is a messenger RNA of Cyprinus carpio (common carp), 2109 nucleotides long. Its product is annotated as homeobox protein Hox-B9a-like. Gene Ontology annotation, cellular component: nucleus. NCBI's taxonomy places the organism in Eukaryota, Metazoa, Chordata, Actinopteri, Cypriniformes, Cyprinidae. Gene Ontology annotation, biological process: embryonic skeletal system morphogenesis; anterior/posterior pattern specification; DNA-templated transcription. The record is from RefSeq and is a predicted model, not a curated record. Gene Ontology annotation, molecular function: RNA polymerase II cis-regulatory region sequence-specific DNA binding; DNA-binding transcription factor activity, RNA polymerase II-specific.
AGUCUGACCAAUCACUUCGCUCGGAGCGCACACCAUAGCAGCCCGGCUCUACUUCGUUGGCGAGCUAGUAGAGAGGAGUACCGUAAAGAGGGGAGUAAAGCACAUUUCUAUUGUACAUGUUUUCCCUUUAAUGAACAGUACGUUAUAUAAUGUCCGAGAAUGUCCAUUUCUGGAACUCUAAGCAACUACUAUGUCGAUUCUAUCAUAAGUCAUGAAGGAGAAGAUCCGAACGCGUCCCGCUUCUCCAAUGUACAGUACUCCAGCGCUAGACAACCCGGACCCGGCGAGCAUCCCGAGUUCCCCUCUUGUAGCUUCCAGCCCAAGCCUUCAGUGUUCAGUUCGUCAUGGAGUCCAUUCAGUUCCCACGCGUCCAGUGGCUUACCAGCGGUCUACCAUCCGUACAUACCGACGCAGCCAGUGCCUUCAACGGAUACCCGAUACCUCCGCACAUGGCUUGACUGCGCUCCGAGAGCAGAACCCCUGCCCGGGCAGGGACAGGUCAAGAUGGAGCCGCUCCUGGGACAUCUCGGGGAACCACCGAAACUAGUCGGGCAGCAUGAGUACAUCUUGGAGUCCUCUACAGCACGGGAGAUGAAUUCUGCUCACAGCGCUGGGUUUGAAGACAAUAAGGACAUAUGCGAAGGCAGCGAGGACAAAGAGGGACCGGAUCAAAACGACCCAUCUGCCAACUGGUUACACGCUCGAUCAUCCCGGAAGAAGCGAUGUCCAUACACGAAAUAUCAGACCUUGGAGCUAGAGAAGGAAUUUCUGUUCAAUAUGUAUCUCACCCGAGACCGGAGACACGAGGUAGCUCGCCUGCUGAACUUGACAGAGCGACAAGUAAAAAUAUGGUUCCAAAACAGAAGAAUGAAAAUGAAGAAAAUGAAUAAGGACCAGCCCAAAGAAUAAUAACGCAGACUGGUGCCAGGCGUUCAAGCCGUUUACAAAAAGUAUGAUGCAAGAAUGUUUUACUGCGUCAAAAAGAAAACGCUGACGCGCAUUCACACACCAUUUUCCAUAUAGGACUGGACAGUGUUAAAAAUAUAGAGUAUAAGGAAGAGGUGAGAUGAUGCAGAGGAAGGGGAAAACGUCUUGCCAUCUCUCCCUUCUUUUAUUGCAUUUUAUGACUUGUGUUAAAGAAACACUUCACCAGGAAAUAAACAGGUGAUAAGGAACUGGUUUCAACAGGCUGAAAUAUUGUGCUUUUUAUAAAGUUUUUCUCUAUAAUUCUGCAUUUUUCAUCAUUCCUUUUGUCAUAGACAUAUGCUGAUAUAAAAUGUAUUUAACAAAACAUACGCCUCAUUCAGUAUACAAGGGAAGUUUGGCUUAUCUGUAAAGCAUGUUCACGUAUUUGCUAAAGACGUGAGCUCUCUUUUACAAAAUUAUUAUUAUAAUUAUUAUUAUUAUUAUAGCGGAAUACAACAGUCUUUAGUUCGUAGUGUCUAUACCAUCUGUGAAGCAGUUAUUGAAGUUUACGAUAUUAUAAAUUAGCUCCUUUUGACAUUUACUUGUGCGCAUUUGUGGUAGAGGCACACUUAUAAAUUGUCUUGGUUGAUUUGAAUGUACUAAUAGUAGUACUAGUAAUAAUAAUAAUAAUAAUAAUAAUAAUAAUAAUAAUAAUAAUAAUAAUAAUAAUAAUUUCUAAAAUUGCUUUCAGAUAUUUUCUUUAUAGCUUCUACUUCAGUUUCCUUCAAUAGUGUUUGGAUCAUUUUGGGUCAAAAUCAAGAAUCAAACUAAAGUAAUUAAACACGAAUGAAACAAGUUGUUUUACCUACUAAUUUUGGUUCAGAUAUCCCAAAAUAAUCCUUUUGAAAUUUAGAGUGCAGGUUCCGAGUGUAUGUAUUUGUAGCGUGCCAGUAACCAUAGAAUUAAUUCGUGCUGAAAUGUAUAACAACCUUUAAUACAGAUUCGGUCGCAGUUGUUUACAUAAAUUUGCGCAUGCCACGUAGCCUAUUGUGUAGUUUUCUUAUGUAUGUGUUAUUGAAAAGCUAGUAUUAAUUCGAAGCUGUUUUAUGUGCGGUAUAAGGAUUGUUGUUUUAAUUUAUUGUAAAUACGUUAAUAGUUUUUUUUCUUCUUUUUAAUGGAAUGUUUUAUAUGUUGUAAAAAGAA